Molecule: messenger RNA, 1658 nt
Organism: Meloidogyne enterolobii
Lineage: Eukaryota; Metazoa; Nematoda; Chromadorea; Rhabditida; Meloidogynidae
Source: the annotation of a GenBank genome assembly
UUGUGGACCAAGCGGCAAAAAUCGAAUGGGAUAGGUUGGAAUAUAUUAAAAACCACCAAACAGAGUUAUAUAGUAGUAGUUAUACAAACGUUGAAGAUUUUUUAAAGAAAAAAUCAUUAAAAAGCGGUGCCGAAAUUCAAAAAAAAAUUAUUCUUCCAUCAACAUUCACAGGAGGCCCACGAAACAUGCACGAACAUUUCAUGGAUGCAAUGGCGAUUGUAAAUGAGACAGGAAAACCUGAUCUUUUUGUUACAUUCACUUGCAAUCCAAACGACCCAGAUAUUUUAAAAUGUCUUUUUCCAGGACAAAAUCCCUCUGAUAGACCAGAUAUUGUUACAAGGGUUUUUAAUUUAAAGAAAAGAUAUUUAUUGGAAUUAAUUUUAAACAAAAAAAUUUUUGGAGAAGUAAUAGGAUAUUGUUGGGUUGUUGAAUAUCAGAAAAGAGGACUUCCGCAUGUCCAUUUGUUAUUAACUUUAGCUCAGAAAGAUAAGUGGAGAAAUUCAACAGAUAUUGAUAAAUUUAUAAAAGCAGAAAUACCUGACAAAAAAACUGAUAUUGAACUUUUCGAGAUUGUUACGAAUUUUAUGCUUCAUGGACCCUGUUUAGAAACAUCUCUUUGUUGGGAUAAAUUAAAAAGAAAAUGUAGAAAAAAAUUUCCAAAACCUUUUAGAGAAGCAACAGAAAUUAACGAAGAUGGUUAUCCACUUUAUAAAAGACCCGAUAAUAAUAGAUUUGUUUUUAAAAAAGGACAAAAGUUAACAAAUCAAUACGUUGUACCCUAUAAUCCUUUUUUGUUAAAAACUUUUAGAGCGCAUAUAAAUGUAGAAAGAGUGAGUGACAUUUUGGUUGUCAAAUAUCUUUAUGAUUAUAUCUAUAAAGGAUAUGAUGCUGCCACAAUUGAGUGUAUUAGUGUUGGAGAAGAUGGAGAAAAGAAAAUACUAAAUUAUGAUGAAGUUGGAACGUAUUUAGAAGCAAGAUAUUUAAGCCCCUGCGAAGCGUGCUGGCGUAUUUUUAAAUUCAAAAUGCAGGGAAAGUCUCAUUCAGUAGAUAAGUUAGAUAUACAUUUAGAAAAUGAACAAAAAGUUAUUUAUAAAAAAAAUGCAUCAAAAGUUGAAAUAGAAGAAGCAUCAAAUAAAUGUUCAACUUUAACAGCCUAUUUUAAAUUUUGCCAAGAAAAUCCAAACUUACAGUUUAAAUAUAUUGAAAUGCCAAAAUUUUGUACUUGGGUUAAAAAGGAUAGAAAGUGGAAAUAUCCUAGACAAGGAAAUAUGAAUAAAAUCGGACGUUUAAUUCCCAUAAACCCAACAGACACUGAAAAAUAUUAUUUAAGAUAUUUAUUGUUAAAAGUUCAUGGUAAAAAUUUUAAGGAUUUAAAAACAGUAAAUGGUAUAAUCUACGAAACUUUCGCCGAAGCAUGUUUAAUAAGAGGUUUAGCUCAAGACGAUGAAGAAUGGCACAAAUGUUUAGAAGAAGCUAGCUUUUUUUCUAGAAAAUACCCGAAGGGAUUAAGAACUUUAUUUGUCAAUAUUUUAUUGCAUUGUGGCCCAAAAAAACCUGCAAAAUUGUGGGAAAGUUUUAAAGAAAAUAUGACUGCCGAUAUAAAAAGAAAAUAUCCAAAGUAUUCCAAAGAUCAGCUCAAUAACAUGGGGUUGAUAUGA